This is a messenger RNA of Zingiber officinale, 1459 nucleotides long. RefSeq names its product transcription factor TCP20-like. The record is from RefSeq and is a predicted model, not a curated record. The transcript has 2 exons. Gene Ontology annotation, molecular function: sequence-specific DNA binding; DNA-binding transcription factor activity. NCBI's taxonomy places the organism in Eukaryota, Viridiplantae, Streptophyta, Magnoliopsida, Zingiberales, Zingiberaceae. Gene Ontology annotation, cellular component: nucleus. Bases 283 to 1209 code for a protein of 308 amino acids.
AUUUCUCCCCAAUUAUGAUACAAUGACAUUCCAAUACCAAAAAGUCAACAUUGGUAUCAAAGUCCAGCAGCUGCACCUCUCUCUCUCUCUCUUCCUCUCAAUUCCUCUCUUCUUUAAUCGAUCAAAACUGCAGUCUUUACAGCAGAAAUUGGUUCUUUCUCUUCUUCCUCAUUCGGAGUUUCGAAAUCGAAUCGAAAGAUUGUUUUUUUUUUCUUUUUUUUUUUUUGCACUCUUCUUCUUCUUCUUCUUCUCCAAUUCUGAGAAAUCCAAAUUUCCUGUCCUAUGAAUCCCAAAGCAUCUCCGAAGGAACAACCGGAGGAUCCCAGUUUCCAUCCGGCACAGGCUCUUCCUCGGUAUGACAAGAAGGAAGCUGAUCUCCGGGAAAUCAGACAAGCACAGCCCAACAGGGAGGCGCAGCAGGUGGCGACGGCGGAGGAGAAAGGAGGACAAAGGCGGCAGCUUGCGCCGAAGCGGAGCUCCAACAAGGACCGGCACACGAAGGUGGACGGCCGCGGGAGGCGGGUCCGCAUGCCGGCCCUCUGCGCCGCUCGGAUCUUCCAGCUCACCCGGGAGCUGGGCCACAAGUCCGACGGCGAGACCAUCCAGUGGCUGCUCCAGCAGGCGGAGCCCUCCAUCAUAGCCGCCACCGGCACCGGCACCAUUCCGGCCUCGCUCCUCGCCUCCUCCGCUGCCACCAACCUCACCUCCUCCUCCUCCUCCACCACGACCUCCGCCGGCCUCCACCAAAGCAAGCUCCACGAAUUAGGGCAGGAAAGGGCCAACUGGGCUGCGUUUGGCGUUAGGUCGCACCCGGAGCUGUGGCUGCCGCCCGUCGACGGGUUCAACGCGGCUUUGUUCCAGUCGGCGGCGGCGAUGGGGGCCAUGCCCUUGGCGGCGAGUUUUCCGAGGGUCGGGUUUAACGGUUUGGAAUGGCCUGGGAGCAGCAUCAAUCCGAUGAGCUUCACGUCGCUUCUGAGCGGACAGAAACAGUCACUGCCCGGAUUGGAGCUCGGAUUGUCACAACAUCCACAAGUCGGAAUUUUCAAUCCUCAUUCCUUGAGUCAUUUCUAUCAUCAUGUAGGGCAGGGCAGCGCCGGUGCCGAUGCCGGUGCCGGCGGCGAUCACGUGCAGCUGCCGCAACAACAAGAAGAAGAUCAAAGGCAGCAAUCUCUCACUCCUAAUGAGAAUUCAGAAGCGUCAGAACAGUAGUCACUUAAAAAUAUUGAAUCUGUUCUCUGUGUUUUAUUGCAAGUUAAUGGUCCAAGAGAGGAAUGUUGCCAAGUAUUGUUCUUCGAUUUGGAUUUGGAUUUGGUUUUAGAUUUUGGUUUUGGACAAAGAGUUAAGCCGCCAUCCAAUAAUGGUACAAGCAGAAUUGGAGUUGGCUGAUUUUGAGGUUUGUCUAUAAAUCCUAGUUAGAAUCCAAAUAUACCAUAAAUUUUACUAUGUUUAUUUUUAAAUC